CUAUACGACUAUACGUGUUCUUUUUUUCAUCUCAUUCAAAUAAUAUCAUAGCCGGGCCGUAAUAUCCAACAAAUCCUGUGGCUGGAGGGAGACGCACGAAGUCUUUAGUCUGCGUGAAGCUGCCGGUUUAGAGAUUUAAUGGAGAAGAAAGUACCAUUUUUUCUUACAAGGUUGUUGGGAAGAAGUCCUCAGAAUUCUGAAUUUGGUGAACAAAAAGGUUGGGGUAUUACAGCAGAUGACACAAGGUUUGGUGGUUGGGGAUCAUCGUCAUCCCCUGGUUCCACCAGUUCUGGAUCGAUCGCCAAUGGUUGGGCUGAUGAACCUUCUGAUAACCAUUACAAUGGAUGGGCAUAUGAGAAGCCUGAAAACGAGUAUAAUGGAUGGGAAUCUUCUAUCCCAGGUGAUGAAUCUGCAACUCCAGAAGCAAGUAGCAAUGGCUGCAUGAAGGUUGAGCUACCUGAAUCUGUAUCCACUAGCAAUCAAAGACUUUUAAACGCCGAAUCUUUCCCUUGUCCACCAGUUCCUUCAGCUCCACCACUUCCUUAUGUGGGUUCCAAUGAGCACCAUGCCACUAAUGCUUCAAAUCAUUUGUGUUUGGAUGUCAAGAACGAUGUGGUUUCAGUGAAUCAAAUCAAGAAAGGCAAUGCAUCGUGUGUGGUAUGUUGGGAAGCUCCGGUUGAGGGAGCUUGUGUACCUUGCGGACAUAUGUCUAGUUGUAUGCCAUGCUUACGUCAGAUCGAAUCUAAACAAGGGAUUUGCCCGGUUUGUAGGGCCAAGAUUGACAAAGUUUUGAGGAUCUAUGCUAUCUAAAUCGAAUAAGCAUCAGCUUGUAUUGUUGUCUUUCGAAAAACAAACAUGCACCUCUACAUUGAUCAUACAUGUAUUAUCUCUUAGUUAUUCUUUAACUAUAUAUGUAUGAUUUCUUUGAACCAA
Messenger RNA from Lactuca sativa (garden lettuce), 933 nucleotides. RefSeq lists its product as uncharacterized. Gene Ontology annotation, molecular function: ubiquitin protein ligase activity. NCBI's taxonomy places the organism in Eukaryota, Viridiplantae, Streptophyta, Magnoliopsida, Asterales, Asteraceae. Gene Ontology annotation, biological process: cell cycle; protein ubiquitination. The record is from RefSeq and is a predicted model, not a curated record.